Molecule: messenger RNA, 655 nt
Organism: Loa loa (African eye worm)
Lineage: Eukaryota; Metazoa; Nematoda; Chromadorea; Rhabditida; Onchocercidae
Exons: 4
Coding region: 1-585 (194 amino acids)
Biological process (GO): sodium ion transmembrane transport
Cellular component (GO): membrane
Molecular function (GO): ligand-gated sodium channel activity
Source: RefSeq, a predicted model, not a curated record
AUGAUAAAUUAUACAACACAAGCCUGUAUGAAAUCUUGUUAUCAGAAACGUUUAAUUCAGGAUUGUAAUUGUGUGGAUCCAAGUUUUGUCACUCGUGAUGAUAUUCGCACAUUCUACGCUACAGGUGAUAGUCAACCAACUGCAUGCGAUGUUACACUACAAAUGCAAUUUGAUUGUGUUAGAAGAUCAAUGGAAAAUUCGACUAAGAGUGGCUUCUGUGAGAAAGAAUGUCCACAACCAUGUCACGAACAGGGUUACAUAUCACGUGUAACCACAUCAUUAUGGCCUCGUACAAGUUAUUAUAAUCGUAUCAAAGAUCUCUGGGAACGACAAUUUCCAUCCAUGGAAACAAUACGUGAAGCACGUGAAGCUAGAACUAAUUUAGCAAAACUUGAAGUAUAUUAUGAAGAACUGAAUUAUGAAUCAGUAGUCGAAUCACCAUCACAGGAUGUUUGGGAUCUUUUGUCAAAUAUUGGCGGUACCUUGGGUCUCUAUGUCGGUAUGUCUUUUCUGACAAUUGGUGAAUUUAUCGAACUGUUCUUCAGAUGUAUCGCACUUCCACACAAAAGAAUUUACAGUGUUUAAGUUCUUCUGCUGAACGAUUGUAAAAAUUUGCUUAUUCAGCUAAUAAAUGAGGUAAAAAUUCUGAAUUUGU